UCUCUUCUUACAGUAGAGAGAGAAAAAAAGGAGAGAGAGAGAGAUUCUUUCUUCUUCAGUCCUGUCUCCUCAGAGUUCUGAUAACCCAUUUUCUUGUCUUACCUCUUCACCACUUCCAAGUGGCAGAGUUACAGAGAGGGAGAGAGAAAAACGAAGUCGUUGGGUGAAGAUGGUGGCGGAGCCGAGCAGUUCGAGUUCGACAGGCGAAGUCGAAAAUGGCGGCGGCGGCGGCGGAGGAGGCGGAGGAGGAAAGAGGACGGUGGUUGUGGGUGUGAAGCUGGACUCUCGGAGCAAGGAGUUGCUGACGUGGGCCCUCGUCAAAGUCGCUCUUCCUGGUCACCAAGUCAUUGCUCUCCAUGUCCUCGACUCCUCCACUGAGAGUACGUCCUCUUUGCUCUCUCUCAUAAACACCUUUGAUUCCGUCCUCUCAGUCUACGAAGGCUUCUGCAAUUUGAAGCAGGUUGAUCUGAAGCUCAAAGUGUGUAGGGGAAAAUCUGUAAGGAAAAUUCUGGUGAGAGAAGCCAAGUCCUACCCUUCAGCCACACUUGUCGUCGGAGUAUCCAAAACCAACCACAGAAUCCGCUCCUCGGCUUCCGUUGCCAAGCACUGCGCCGCUAAAUUGUCCCGAUGUUUUGGUGUUUUCGCGGUUGAUAAUAGCAAAGUUGUCUUUAAGAGGGAAACAAAAAUGGAUAGUAAUCAAUCUAAUGGGAAUGAGAAUUACGGCGCCUUAGUUCACAAGAAUGUAAAGUUACUUAUUGAGGCUGAGCUUAACAAGUAUAAAUGUCACCAUCGCAUACGAAAAUCCUGUUCUAAGUGUAGAACCAAAACCCCCAAGAGGGAUUGUUAUAUCUCUGAGUCGGAUUCAGUGGUGCCCGAUGAUUCUGUCAGCGAAUUAGAGGACGAUUUGUCGGUGUGCAACAGUGAGGACAAUUCAUUGGCUUUGGUACCGAUUCAGCCAUAUCAAGCUGCUUCUGGUUCCUUGGCAAUUCAAGAUUCUCGAUUCUUGAAUCCGGGUUGGGCACUUCUGCGUCGUCUGUUUUUGCCGUUUCGGCAAUCCAUUGAGGCAUCUGUUAAAAAGUCGUCCAGGUUCCAAUGGGUAUUGAGACUACCAAGUUGGCAUUCUUCAGUAGUCUAUCCGGAUCAGAAGCAAACCAUUUGUAAUCAGGAUGACGAUCGCUCUGCUCUUGAUGGAGAGAGCAGGGCAAUUGUGCCAUUUGGCUAUAACAUGGCUAGCCCCCCGCUUUCCCCUCACAAUGGGUUGGAGAGCCUUCUUAAAGAGUUAAUGAAUAUACAUGAAAAGUACUCAGCAACAUGUAGAUUAUUCAGUUUUCAGGAACUUUUGCAGGCAACAUCUAACUUUUUGCCCGAGAAUAUGGUAGGCAGAGGUGGCAGCAGCCGCGUUUAUAGAGGGUGUCUUCAUGAUGGGAAGGAAUUGGCUGUGAAAAUCUUGAAGCCGUCUGAAGAUGUGAUAAAAGAGUUUGUUCAGGAAAUUGACAUCAUCACAACUUUGAAUCACAAGAACAUAAUCUCGUUAUUUGGAUUCUGUUUUGAAGAUGACAAUUUAAUCUUGGUAUAUGAGUUUCUUCCGAGAGGAAGUCUGGAAGAGAACCUUCAUGGUCAUAAGAAGGAUGGAAAUACAUUUGGUUGGCAAGAGAGAUAUUACGUGGCUCUUGGUAUAGCUGAGGCAUUGGACUAUCUGCACUAUGGUUGUGCAGAACCUGUGAUUCACAGGGAUGUUAAGUCCUCAAAUAUCCUUCUUUCGGAUGAUUUUGAGCCACAGCUCUCGGAUUUUGGACUUGCUAGUUGGGCAUCAGGUUCAUCGCACUUUAUUUGCACCGAUGUUGCAGGAACUUUUGGUUACUUGGCUCCAGAAUACUUCAUGCAUGGAAAAGUAAGCGACAAAAUUGAUGUCUAUGCUUUUGGUGUGGUACUCCUCGAGCUUCUUUCUGGAAGAAAACCAAUUAACAAUGAAUUUCCAAAGGGGCAGGAAAGCAUCGUAUUGUGGGCAAAUCCAAUAUUAAAGGGUGGGAAGGUUUCCGAGUUGCUAGAUCCAAGUCUUGGCAGCGCGGAAUCUGACAAGGAAAAGAUUGAGAGAAUGAUUCUCGCUGCUACUCUUUGCAUUAGACGGUCACCUAAAUUACGGCCUUGUAUCAGCGUCGUUGUGAAGAUACUCCAAGGCGAUGAGGAAGCCGUGAGAUGGGCGAGGCAACAAGUGAGUGCAUCGGAAGAUGAAGAAGAGGUUGUGGAUGGAGAACCGCUUCCGUCCAACAUCCAAUCCCAUCUAAACCUUGCAUUGCUAGAUAUGGAAGAUGAUUCUUAUUCUCUUAGCGGCAGUGAGCAAAGCAUCUCCAUAGAGGAUUACUUGAGAGGGAGAUGGAGCCGCUCCUCAACCUUUGACUAACAAGAUAAUCACUAUUGUUGUGAGAAUCCAUGCCUUUUCUUUUCUUUUUUUGUUGUUCCAAAAAUUUUGUAUAGUCGGCUGUUUUCGGAAUAUUGUUGGUUAGUUUGUGUCACUUGAAAACAAAAACUGGGUCUUGGAAGAGAGGUUGUUGGAAAGAUGUUUUGCCCCCUCCUUGGCUUAGUAGUAGUGUGGCCAGCAGAAAACUUCUUGUAUUAAAUCCUUCUUUGGUGACGGCAUAAUUUUGCUGUGGAGACUUUUGUUGUUGCAAAUGGGGGUUUGAUGUGGUAAAA
Molecule: messenger RNA, 2691 nt
Organism: Morus notabilis
Lineage: Eukaryota; Viridiplantae; Streptophyta; Magnoliopsida; Rosales; Moraceae
Product: striated muscle preferentially expressed protein kinase
Exons: 10
Coding region: 170-2401 (743 amino acids)
Biological process (GO): protein phosphorylation
Molecular function (GO): protein kinase activity; ATP binding
Source: RefSeq, a predicted model, not a curated record